CAUUAAAUUUCUCUCUCUCUCUCUCUCUCUCUCUCUCUCUCUCUUUCUCUCAGCUUGAAAAACUCUGUCAAAAUCUCUCUGAUAAGAUCAAAUGAGUUGGUUGAAAUUGAAGAAAUUGCUGCCCACAAAAAAGUUUUGGAGAGCAUUUACAAACAAAGUAGUGCCUCUCAAGCUACAAAAACUCAACAAAUCAUUACCAUCAUCAUCAAAACCAAACAAGAAACUUAAAAACCAAUCCUACAAAAAAACUUCCGGCAAACUUAGCUGGCCGAGAUCUCUUUCCGUGCAGCCCAAGAAAUUCAAGAAGAAGCCCAAAAACAAGAACACCUUCAUUAGCCACCAGAAAAGACCGCCUCCAGUGUUCGUCGAUCAGCUCUUCGUGGGGCCCGCUUCCGGUGUGUCGGAAACUGGAAGCACAAGCAAGGAGAAAUCGACUAGUUCGAAGACAAGCGAGGUUCCCGAUCAGAAAAGUGGGCCCGAGGUAUCUAAUAAAGAAAACACAAGUGUAUCCGAUAAUGAUAUGAAUAUGAUCGACAGUAGUGCUGAUGAUAUGUGGGAUUCAAUGGUGUUGGCUUCGCCACAGAUGCAAGGAAUUGAUGAAAGGGCUGAGGAGUUCAUAGCUCAGUUCCGAGCUCAGAUGCACCGUCAGGAAAUGCUAGCUCGCCGUACGUAGCUUUUAUUAACAUCCUAGAUAUACAGAUAAUAAUACUACUCUUACGGUGUAUAGAAAUUCUUUGCAAGUUUAUAUAUGACGAUGUAAUCUUUCGCUCAUCGUAAAAUCUGCUGAAAAUAUAAAUUCCUCUCAACACUGACAACUCAAAAUCAAUAUAAUCUUCACAUAAACAAGUGAAAAAUGCGACACAUAAAUUGAUUUAAUUUAUGACGAAACUUGCUAAUCGAACAAACAAACAAUCUAACGGUGAACCGAUACUAGACGAGACGAUCAUUAAAAUGCAUGUUAUUUAAAUAUCAAACAUCAACAUGUUAAAUUUUGACAAAGACCACGCAGAGUAACAAGACAAGUGUGUCCAUUGUCAACGUUUCAAUACACAUACACCACGACAAGAGUAACAAGACAUGCAAAGCUUUGUUCAAGCUUUCCAGACGAGAACA
This is a messenger RNA of Erythranthe guttata (spotted monkey flower), 1113 nucleotides long. The record is from RefSeq and is a predicted model, not a curated record. NCBI's taxonomy places the organism in Eukaryota, Viridiplantae, Streptophyta, Magnoliopsida, Lamiales, Phrymaceae.